ACGACAACACCAACAAAGAAAGCUUACCAUAAAGAUGGCGAUACCAAUGACAAAAACUUCACCACCAAGAAGGAUUACACACCAACGAAGAAAGCUCACCAUAAAGACGUUGAGCGAAAGAAAAAAAAGCAACAAGUUAAUUUAAUUAAAAAAAAUCAAACCAAAAAAUUAAAAGCGUAUACACGAUCCUGA
Molecule: messenger RNA, 192 nt
Organism: Racocetra persica
Lineage: Eukaryota; Fungi; Glomeromycota; Glomeromycetes; Diversisporales; Gigasporaceae
Source: the annotation of a GenBank genome assembly